Molecule: messenger RNA, 2445 nt
Organism: Esox lucius (northern pike)
Lineage: Eukaryota; Metazoa; Chordata; Actinopteri; Esociformes; Esocidae
Gene: abcf2a
Product: ATP-binding cassette, sub-family F (GCN20), member 2a
Exons: 15
Coding region: 163-1998 (611 amino acids)
Molecular function (GO): ATP hydrolysis activity; ATP binding
Source: RefSeq, a predicted model, not a curated record
AACUCUGCAUUUAAUUGGUCGGUGAGCCGGCAUUGGGAACACGCGACAACCGCUUCAUUCUUUCUUGUGCGUUUCCAACAUCAUCGCCGCCGCCGGUGAACAGGGAACAAACCGCUCCCUGUGUCUUCAGGUAGAAUUUUGUCCUUGAGGCCCACAGCAGCCAUGCCCUCCGACCUGGCCAAGAAAAAGGCGCAGAAGAAAAAAGAAGCAGCCAAAUCCCGUCAGAAGACCAAAAAACCAGGGGAGGACGGAGAGGGAGAGAAACCAGAGCAAGGCCAGGAGAAUGGAGCUGACAGCAACGGCGUGGACCGCCUCACCAAGGAGAUGGAUGAGUUUGAGCUGAAGAAGACUGAGGCACGGGCGGUGACCGGCGUGCUGGCUUCGCACCCCAACAGCACCGAUGUGCACGUUGCCAGCCUUUCGCUCACCUUCCACGGGCAGGAGCUGCUGCAGGACACCAGCCUGGAGCUGAACUCGGGUCGACGCUACGGCCUCAUCGGCCUCAAUGGCACCGGCAAAUCCAUGCUGCUGUCAGCCAUUGGCCACCGUGAGAUCCCCAUCCCUGAGCACAUCGACAUCUACCACCUGACCCGGGAGAUGGCGCCUAGCGACAAGACGGCCCUGCAGUGUGUCAUGGAGGUGGAUGAGGAAAGGAUCCACCUGGAGAAGGAGGCAGAGCGCCUGGCGUCCGAGGACUCCGAGUGUGAGAAGCUGAUGGAGCUUUACGAGCGCCUGGAGGAGCUGGACGCGGACAAGGCAGAGGUGCGGGCCUCCCAGAUCCUCCACGGCCUGGGCUUCACCGCCGCCAUGCAGCAGAAGAAGCUGAAGGACUUCAGCGGAGGGUGGAGGAUGCGUGUUGCACUGGCACGAGCCCUGUUCCUGAAGCCCUUCAUGUUGCUGCUGGACGAGCCCACCAACCACUUGGACCUGGACGCCUGUGUGUGGCUGGAGGAGGAGCUUAGCCAGUUCAAACGUAUCCUGGUCCUGAUCUCCCACUCGCAAGACUUCCUCAAUGGCGUGUGCACCAACAUCAUGCACUUGCAUGAGCGCAAGCUGAAAUACUACACGGGUAACUACGACCAGUACAUUAAGACCCGUGAGGAGCUGGAAGAGAACCAGAUGAAGAGGUUCAACUGGGAACAAGACCAGAUCAAACACAUGAAGAACUACAUAGCACGAUUUGGACACGGUUCAGCCAAGCUGGCCCGCCAAGCCCAGAGUAAAGAGAAGACGCUACAGAAAAUGGUGGCAUCGGGCCUGACUGAGAGUGUUUCAAAUGACAAAACCCUGUCAUUUUGUUUUCCUCCCUGUGGGAAGAUCCCCCCUCCUGUCAUCAUGGUUCAGAAUGUUAGCUUCAAGUACUCUGAUGACCAGCCCUAUAUCUACAAGAACCUUGAGUUCGGUAUUGACCUCGACACGAGGGUGGCCCUUGUGGGGCCAAACGGAGCUGGGAAGUCCACCCUGCUCAAACUCCUCACGGGAGAUCUCCUCCCUACUGACGGUAUGAUCCGCAAGAACUCUCAUGUCAAGAUCGGCAGAUAUCACCAGCAUCUUACAGAGGCGCUGGAUCUUGACCUCUCACCCCUGGAUUACAUGAUGAAGUGUUACCCAGAGGUUAAGGAGAGGGAGGAGAUGAGGAAGAUCAUUGGCCGCUAUGGGUUGACGGGGAAACAGCAGGUGAACCCCAUCAGAAACCUGUCUGAUGGGCAGAAGUGCCGAGUGUGCUUUGCCUGGCUGGCCGGGCAGAACGCCCACAUGCUCUUCCUGGACGAGCCCACCAACCACUUGGACAUUGAGACCAUUGACGCCCUGGCCGACGCCAUCAACGAAUACGAGGGCGGCAUGAUGCUGGUCAGCCACGACUUCCGGCUCAUCCAGCAGGUGGCCCAGGAGAUUUGGGUGUGUGAAAAGCAGACCAUUACCAAAUGGAAAAAGGACAUCUUGGCUUACAAAGACCACCUGAAAAAGAAGAUUGACAAACAGUCGCAUGGUGUAUAGGAAAAUAAAAUGAAACGACUUCCCCAGAUUUAAGACUGCAGUGUUCCAGUAUUGUGGACGUUUAUUUUUCUCCAUUCCGUAUUAAUUUGGCUAUGUAUCGCAAGAAGCAUGUGUGCGCCAUUUCAAGAUGCCCAAUUCCUUCCUGCUUAUAAAACCUCUAUGAGCUGCUGGAAGGUCAUGGUGUGUCCUAGUUGCUUUCCCUUGCUACCUCUUCAACAGGCAUACACACCUGGGCUCUUGAUUUCUCAAAUUAACCGUGUCCAUCAAUGUGGUAGAUAUGUGCACUUAGUUCAUUCACGGUUCUGCAUUUUUCCACAGGUCAGAGAGAGUAGGACGUUAAGUACUGGGAAUCGUUUCCUUUUACAAAGAGCGUUGUAUUAUUUUGUCAUUAUUUAACACUGUACCUGCAAUAAUGGGAUUGUUUGAAUAAAGGAGUAAAAUACUAUC